GGCACUUCCUUAAAUGAUAUGGCCGUGAAGUUCGUCGAGACCUCCAAGUCGUGGAAUCUUCUCUCGCAGGACUCCAAAGAGAAGUACGUUGCACAGGCAAUGGAGAACAGGUUGACCUACCUUCGGGCUCUAAAACAGUGGGCUGAUGAUAAGGAGAUCCAGUUCUCCAAACGAGUUUCAGUCCUUUCGAGCCGCUUGUAUGCCAAGCACCAGCGCAGCGAGGCCAAGGCGAAGCGUUUGAAGGAGAGCAGCAAGACAGCUGCUAAAACUGCCUAA
Molecule: messenger RNA, 276 nt
Organism: Dibothriocephalus latus
Lineage: Eukaryota; Metazoa; Platyhelminthes; Cestoda; Diphyllobothriidea; Diphyllobothriidae
Source: the annotation of a GenBank genome assembly